Molecule: messenger RNA, 1208 nt
Organism: Cajanus cajan (pigeon pea)
Lineage: Eukaryota; Viridiplantae; Streptophyta; Magnoliopsida; Fabales; Fabaceae
Source: RefSeq, a predicted model, not a curated record
UGACCGAUGUAGAAGUUGAGACCCUAAUAUACCCACCCUACGAAGGCACGCCCUUUCACUUAUCAUCAACAUGCCCAGCUGCCAAGAGCAAUGAUGGAGAAACAGAAGAGAGCCAUGACGGAAGAACUGGUUCGCCACUCAGCACAUGAAGUCCCUCUCCAAACGCCUUCGCAAAUACGGUGGAGUACCCAUGGAGGUGGUGAAGCAGGGCUCGGCGGCAAUAGGGCUCCAAUCGAAGACUCACGUGGUUCUCGCAUGCGUCAACAAGGCCAACUCCGAACUCUCCUUGCACAAAUGACAUCGUCGACGUCGUUGGUGCUGAAGCAUUGUUUGGCGAUUUGGGAAGAGUGGGCCGUGGGCGUCGGCGAGGGAGCCCAGGAGGUGGUGGGUGGAGCGGGAGCGGGUCAGGAGGGGGAGGUGGCCUAGGAUGGGCCACGCGCCGAGGAUGUUGGGGGCCUCUUUCGAGGCUUGGGCCUUGGAGCGGUGGAGGAGGAAGAGGGAGGAGAGGGAGGAGAGAGAGGAGUGCGAUUAGGAGAGGGUCCAUUUUGGUGCUAUAUAUUUAUGUUUAUGCCUAUGGGUUAUGUAGAGUGAUCGAUUUGAUACGCGAAAGUCGCCGAGUUUGAAGGAUUUGAAGAAACCGAGUGAUUGGCAUAACUUGCAGGCGAUGCUGCACGUUGUGGCGGGGUGGAAUGGGGCGAGUGGGGAGUUUCAGAUGAAGGUGAAGAGGAGCCUGGCUUUGGUGAAUAAGUCAUAUGAGUUUUUGACGGAGGAGUAUCGUAUACCAGGCUCAUGGUGGGUUGAGAAAAAUAAGGGAAUGGUGCGUAGGGACAAUGGGGAGUGGGUUUUGGAUGCACCUCAGGAAGAGGACUUGCCUGUGCCGGAACAAGUUUGAUUGGAUAAUGAAAAAAAGAAAGCCAUGUAUUAUUGUUAUCCUUGUCAAUAUUUUAUUUUCUUAUUAUAUAUGUUUCAUUACUUUUUUGUGAGUUGUUUCAACACUUAUCCCAUCUAACCUUGGUUGUGGUAGGGUUUUGUUGUUGUUACAAAUCCUUGAUAUUAGGAAUAAUUUCGGACAAAUGCAGUUGAUAUGGCUGCAACUGAAAUUGAAACUACAUUUUCCUUUACCCUUUUUUGCUAUCAUUUUGUGAUUAACAGUGUAGUUUUCAGCACAUGGUCUAUAGCUCAUAUAAUUGUUGACUGCCCUUUAACAA